GUGAGUCACACUUCAAUGGCUACCAGCAGCCAUUCCUUUACUUCCAAGUCCUGUUUCUGACCGCUCAGUUUGAGGCGGCCAUUGAGUUCUUGUCUCGGAUAGAGCGGCUGCGCUACUGUGCCGUGCAUGUGGCUCUGGUGCUGUAUGAGAUGAAACUGUUGGUGACUCCACCCAACAGCCAGGCACAGCUGUUGACCCAAGACCCUGCAGACGGACCUAGUAUCAGGCGGUUAAACAUUGCCAGGCUCAUCAUGAUGUACACACGCAAGUUCGAGGUCACAGAUGCCAGGGAGGCCUUGCAAUAUUUCUACUUCCUGAGGAACCUGAAGACACCCAGUGGAGAGAACUUGUUCUUGUCCUGUGUCAGUGAGCUGGUUCUAGAGACUAGAGAGUUUGACAUGCUGCUGGGACGACUAGAAAAAGAUGGAUCUAGAAAGCCAGGGGCAAUCGACUGGUUCCAUCAGGACACACAGAAGAUCACAGAGAUGGUAGCCAGCGAUACUGAAGCCAAGGGCAUGUUUGAGGAUGCAGUCAUGCUGUAUGAUUUAUCACAGAACCAUGAGAAGGCCCUGAGCCUGAUCAAUAAGUUGCUGAGCCAGGUUGUUGCCAGUCCACCAUCACCUCAGUCCACACGGAACCGCCUUGCCAGUUUGGCUAUUAAUAUGGCAGAAAGGUACAGCACUCUAGGCCAUGAAGCCUCACCAAUGACCACUAAAACAUUUUACCUUCUGCUGGACCUCAUCACAUUUUUCGACCUGUGUCACCAGGGUGCCGUCGAUGAAGCUUUGGAGUUGAUGAAAGGAAUCAAACUGCUACCUUUUGCUCCAGAAGAGGUUGAUCACAGAGUCAAUAACUUCAAGCAUUACUCGGAUGAGAUUCGAAGAUGUCUACCCGACCUUUUGUUGGCCACCAUGAACAUACUUCUCAACAAAUACAACAGCACCAGGGCUUCUGGUGCACACACAACAGUGGCCAGGCUGGGGCUGGUGGAUGAUGGGGGCAAGGACACUUACCUGAAUUACCUGCGCAGCCACGCCAGGACCUUGAUCAUGUUUGCUGGCAUGUUGCCGUAUCGCCUGCCGGGCGAUACAAACGUAAGGCUGGUGCAGAUUGAGGUUCUCAUGAGUUGA
Molecule: messenger RNA, 1130 nt
Organism: Candidula unifasciata
Lineage: Eukaryota; Metazoa; Mollusca; Gastropoda; Stylommatophora; Geomitridae
Source: the annotation of a GenBank genome assembly